Messenger RNA from Erythranthe guttata (spotted monkey flower), 1737 nucleotides. RefSeq names its product zinc finger protein CONSTANS-LIKE 5. Gene Ontology annotation, biological process: regulation of flower development. The record is from RefSeq and is a predicted model, not a curated record. Gene Ontology annotation, cellular component: nucleus. NCBI's taxonomy places the organism in Eukaryota, Viridiplantae, Streptophyta, Magnoliopsida, Lamiales, Phrymaceae. Gene Ontology annotation, molecular function: zinc ion binding; protein binding; DNA-binding transcription factor activity.
ACCAGUAGGCCCAAGUCGGCACAGACAACUACUGAACACACAAAAUAUCACUUGUGCCAUCAAAUCUUUUUCGUGGCUGAGAGUUCGCCACGUGUCGUCCCACAACUCGUCAGCAGAUAGAUUUCCCUUCCCUUCUCUCUCCUUGACAUGUUGGAUAGAUAGAGCUUCACACCUCUCUCUGCUUAUUCCCAACCCACACCACUAGUUUUUAAGCCUAGUCACCACUACUAUUAUUUUUUCUAGAGAGAGAAAAUAAAAAAAUAAAUAAUAAAAUUUAAAGGAAUGGGAAUUUUACAAGGCGCCGGUAAGUUCUUUCCGGCGGGGCUGAACGUGGUGGCGAAGCCAUGCGACUACUGCAAGUCGGCGGCGGCGCUUCUCUUCUGCCGCGUGGACUCCGCCUUCAUGUGCAUACCUUGCGACGCCAAGGUGCACCGCUCCUCCUCCGCCGCCGGCGGUCUGAAACACGAGCGCGUGUGGAUGUGCGAGGUCUGCGAGCAGGCCCCCGCCGUCGUCACGUGCAAGGCGGACGCCGCCGCCCUCUGCGUCACCUGCGACCGUGACAUCCACGCCGCCAACCCUCUGGCCAGCCGCCACGAGCGCGUCCAGGUGGUCCCCUUCUACGACACGGCGGAGUCCGUCAUGAUGAAGUCCACGGCGGCGGCCGCUCUUCUGCUCCCGCCCGUCGGCGACUGCAACCACAGCAGCAUAUUCGCCGCCGCCGCUCCUCCUCCUCCUCCUCCUCCUCCUCACAUGGAGCAGCAGAAUGCCUACAUACCAGAUUCGUGGAUUUCCAUGAACCCGAUUAUUACGGCGGCGAAGCUAAUUCCAGCGGAAAAUCCUGAUUUGAAAUCCAUGGAAUUGUUGUUCCAGGAUUCCGACCAGUUCCUGGAUUUCGACAACUACCAGAUUUCUUCACAGCCUUUCACCGACAGCGUUGUCCCAAUACAGACAGCAACAAUCGAACCGCCGGUUCCGGCUCGAUUGGGCCACGAGCAUUCGCCGGAAGACCGGUUCGAUAUCGAUUUCGCGGGAUCCAACAUCAAUUCAUACAACAGCUACACCACCCAUUCACUCAGCCACAGUGUCUCGUCGUCGUCGAUGGAUGUGGGGGUGGUGCCGGAAGGAAAUUCCAUGUCGGAAAUAUCCUACUCGUUGGGGCGGACCAUCAAUUCGAGCGGCGAUGGCUCGCAGGUUGUCGGAAUGGACAGAGAAGCUAGGGUUUUAAGGUACAAGGAGAAGAGGAAGAACCGGAAAUUCGAGAAGACGAUUCGCUACGCUUCUCGAAAGGCGUACGCGGAAACCCGGCCCAGAAUCAAAGGCCGGUUCGCCAAGAGAACCGAAUCCGAGUCAGAUCUGGACCGGAUCUUCGGUGCCGGAGCUGCGAAUUUUAUCGCCGACGCUCGAUACGGCAUCGUUCCGUCUUUCUGAUGGGGAAAGAUUUGUGUCAGUAAUUUUCAGAUAGUUGGAUUUCUUUCUACAUGUGGCAGUAAUAAUUGAAGGGGGGUAAUACCGUAAUAUUAAUAUUAGUAAUUAGUAAUUACUAAAACAAAUGUACUUUUUUUUUUCUUUUUCUUUUUUGUUUUUUAUAAUUUAAUUAUCUGACUGUUGAAAUAUUACUGCUGAUAAAUGUAUCUGUAUCUAUCUAUCUUGAAUCUGGAAAGCCCUGCUACUUUUUUUGUUGACGGGCUUUUUUUAUCUGUAAGUUAUUUAAUUAAGUCAACUUUUAUUUCACAUUAC